UCCAAGCAGAUUGUAUUUGCUUAAAUUGCUACAGUAAUUCACAGGACAGCCCUGUCUGGACUCAGAGUUACUGUGGAUUUUUAAAGAAACUCCGUUAGAGAAUUUAGGCAUUUCUGAUUCAGUUAAAGGAUUUGCCAAUUCAUCAAUCCCUGAAACUAAAGCAAUUUUAACAGGACAAAAAAAAACCAUGAGCUUUUUAAGUACAACAUACAUCCUUUUCUUCUGUUUUGGAGUUAGAGUAUAUUGCCAAUACGAAGCUUACCAAUGGGAUGAAGAGUAUGACCAAGAGCCAAAUGAAGAUUAUGAGCCAGAAUUCCAAUUUCAUCAAAAUAUUGAAUAUGGAGUGUCCUUUUAUCAGAAUGUGUUAGGCUGUGCUAAGGAAUGCUUCUGUCCAACUAACUUUCCAACAUCAAUGUAUUGUGACAAUCGUAAACUCAAGACUAUCCCAAAUAUUCCAAUGCAUAUUCAGCAACUCUACCUUCAGUUCAAUGAUAUUGAGGCUGUGACUGAAAAGUCAUUCAUCAAUGCAACUCGUCUAAAAGAAAUAAACCUCAGCCAUAACAAAAUUAAAUCUCAAAAGAUUGAAUAUGGUGUCUUUGCUAAACUUUCAAAUCUACAGCAACUUCAUCUGGAGCACAACAACUUAGAAGAAUUUCCAUUUCCUCUUCCUAAAUCUCUGGAAAGACUCCUUCUUGGUUAUAAUGAAAUUUCCACACUCCAAACAAAUGCCAUGGACGGACUGGUAAACUUGACUAUGCUUGAUCUUUGCUAUAAUCAUCUUUCUGAUUCAAUGUUAAAUGAAAAGAGCCUUUCCAAAAUGGAAAAGUUAAUGCAGCUCAAUCUAUGUAAUAAUCAAUUAGAAUCAAUGCCCCCUGGAUUGCCUUCUUCACUUAUGUAUCUAUCUUUAGAAAAUAAUUCAAUUUCAUCUAUACCAGACAAUUAUUUUGACAAACUUCCAAAACUUCAUGCUCUAAGAAUGUCACACAACAAACUGAAAAACAUUCCAUAUGGUAUAUUUAAUCUUUCCAACCUUAUAGAACUCAACGUUGGACACAAUAAAUUGAAGCAAGCAUUCUACAUUCCAAGGAAUUUGGAACAUCUAUACCUACAAAAUAAUGAAAUAGAAAACAUCAAUGUGACAAUGAUGUGUCCCUCUACUGACCUACUACACCAUCGCCAUUUAACAUACCUUCGAGUGGACCAAAAUAAGCUGAAAGAACCCAUAAGUUCAUACAUCUUCUUCUGCUUCCCUCAUAUACACAGUAUUUAUUAUGGUGAACAAAGGAGCACUAAUGGGGAAACAAUACAACUGAAGACCCAAGUUUUCAGGAGAUACCAAGAUGACGAGGAGGAAGAAGAGGGGGAGGAAAACCAUGAUGGUCAGGACAACAUUCUUGAGGGUCAAGAAGUAACAGAAGAGUACUUUAAUUCUCAUUAUUAUUAAGUGCAAGAAUGGCAAGAAACUAUAUACGUAUAUAUCUAUGACUUCAUAUAGCCAUGCUAAUUACAAAUCUAAACAUAUACUGCUCAAAAUAAUGUAUCUAGAAAUAAGUAUGAGUAUUAGAUCAGAAUUGUACUUAAGGUGUUAGUGACAAUGGCUUCAUCUCAUAGGCUUAGAGCUUACUUAAAAAUGAUGCAAAUCUUACAAAAUAUUAAAAUGGCAAGUGGGAAUAAAAAGCUUAAAUGGGUUUGUUCUUUAAACUUAGAAAUAAUAUCAUGCAAAAAAACAAGUAAGGACCAGCAAAAUGGCUCAGCAGAUAAAGCAUUUGCUGCCAAGACCCAACUCCUUCAAGUUGCCAAAAUUUCCUCUUGCCACAUGUGUGCAUGCCAAUAAUAAUAAUAAUAAUAAUAAUAAUAAUAAUAAUAAUAAUAAUAAUACCUCUAUGUAUGCCACUUUCAAUGAUAGGAUAUUUUCCUAGGAAUGAUGAAAUAAGUGACAUUAACAGUGAAGACAGAAGCUGCCUCUGCCUCCCUGAAUGCUAGGAUUAAAGGGGUUCAUCACCUCUGCCUUAUUUACUCUUUCCUUCCUUUUUGAGGGAGGCACACUUAUAUAUAUUUCUAAUCCCACUAAGGUAUGAGUACCAAGUUCAGUGCUCAAAAUGAUAUUUUUUUUUUUUGGUUUUUCGAGACAGGGUUUCUCUGUGGCUUUGGAGGCUGUCCUGGAACUAGCUCUUGUAGACCAGGCUGGCCUCAAACUCACAGAGAUCUGCCUGCCUCUGCCUCCCGAGUGCUGGGAUUAAAGGCGUGCGCCACUAACGCCCGGCCCAAAAUGAUAUUUUUGAUUUUCAAAGUUACCAUCCUAAGAUCUAAGGCAUACAAUUCAGGAAAUUAAGUGUUCUUUUCUCAGAUCACAAGAGCAAAUGAAUUAUCAAUUCUGUAUCUGCUGUAUGUGGAUAAUUAAAAAUUAAAUUACCUCAGUACAAUCUAUAUUUUAGGAAAUUUCAGCAACUAUUCAAAAUACUCUAUCGUGUUCCAUUUCCAACUGGAUUAAUAUUUUAAAGUAAGCUGGAGAAAGGCCUUAGGUAGUUACAUAAAGACUUGCUAAAAUUGUUUUAUUCACAGGUCAUAUUAAAACUGAUAAAAUAGAAUUUUUACACAUUGUUAAACUUUUCUGAUGGCAUCAUACACUAUAAGCAUAUAUCUAUACUAGCCAGUAUUUAUUUACAUGCUGAUAAAGUUGACUAUAGUUCCUUUGAAAUUUGAUAGACACACAGGCUCCGAUAUCACCUCUAAUACCUUAAAAGUCACUUGUAUUCUCUAGUCCAUUUUUAAGUAUUUUAAGUACGUUUUAUGAUGUAUUGUGAUGAGCUCUCUUAUAUACCAUACAUUAAUGAUUCACAGAACUCCUGAUAAAAAGUAACAAAUGCAUGCCAACACUAAGAAUCCAAAAGCACAUGAUUAAAAUUCAGACAAUGGGCAAUUAACAGAUGGGUACACUAUAAUUUGGAAGUAUUCAAGCUUCUGAGUGCUGAGAAGCCUCUACUGUUUUUUCUAUCUUUGAGUAGGUUGUUAGCAUUAACAGAAGAGAACACUCACCUGUACACAGGUGCAAAGUUGACAAUGCAUAAUGAACACAAACAAAUCUCCAACCAUUCAUUUAACCAUCCACGUCAAGGUAUUUAGUGAAGAAGGUACAACAGUGAGAGAUCGGGGAAAAGAGUACAAAAAGCAACUGUGACACAAAAACAAGGAAGCCCAAGAGUCAAAUACUAGUGGUAUUAGCUAGGCAUCCCUGUGACACAGGCCUAAAGUCCAGUUAGUUCUCCUGAAAUGUUUCAAAAUGGGAGUAUAAAUGCAAUUACGUAUUAUGAAUGAAAAUAUGCUGUGUUGAGAGAUAAGCAAGAUCAGACACUUUUUCUAGCUUCCAUGUUAAAAUUUAAAAAGAGCCACGAAGGAAAUGCAAAUCAAAACCACACUUAAAACAUUUACCUUUUUCUCAUUACAGUGGCAGCAAUCAAAAGACAGGAAAAUAACAAAUAUUGAUGAGGAGACAGAAAGAUUGGUAUCCUCACAUACAGCUGAUAGACAACAAUGCAGCUAUUUGGAAAGCUCCAGUUAGGUUUAAUCAACAUUUCUACUUCUAGGCAUCUGCCCAAGAGAACUGAACACAGGUUCACAAUGCUCAAGACCGUCCAUAGCAGCAUCAUUCAUGAGUCCAAAAGAGGAAACCAAUAGCUGGGUAUGGUGGUGCAAAGCUAUGCAAUCCCAGCACUUGGUGUGGAGGGUGGACGCAGGAAGUUAAGGAGUUCAAAGAGAUUCUCCCAUAUACAGCAAGUUUGAGACUUGCAUGGGCUAGACCCUGUCUCAAAAAAGAACUGAUGACAGACAGGGUUUCCUUUUUUUUUUAAAUUUAGUUUAUUAUGUAUAGAGUGUUCUGGCAGUAGCCACCAUGUGAGCACUGGGGACUUGAACUCAGGACCUCUGGAAGAGCAACCAGCGCUCUUAACCUCUGAGCCAUUUCUCCAGCCCGACAGGGUUUCCUUUAUAAGUAAUGAAAUUUUCUAAAAUUAUUAUGAUGAUGAUUACAUAGAACCUGAAAAUACUAAAAUGGUUGAAUUUGUACACUUACAGAAGGGGGAAUUUCAUUGAAUGGGAAUUAGCACAACAAAGAAGGCAUUUAAAAAAAAUCCCAUAACUUACUCUAACACAAGGUAUAAACAAACAAAAUGGUGACAAGGCAGAAAUGAUAACCCAGGUGACCAUGGACAUCAUAACUAAUUUCAGCCUGGACCAGCUGAAACUUCAGGAAGAAGUGAUACUGUGUGGGGAGUACUAGCAGAAGUAGAAACUAUCAUAGAUUAAUGUAAAGAAGUAGUAAUUAUUUGAACUCUUGUACGGUUAAAAAGUAAAAAUUCUCAAUUUUUGUUA
Mesocricetus auratus (golden hamster) is the source of this 4368-nucleotide messenger RNA. RefSeq names its product osteomodulin (gene Omd). Bases 188 to 1444 code for a protein of 418 amino acids. The record is from RefSeq and is a predicted model, not a curated record. Gene Ontology annotation, molecular function: protein binding. The transcript has 3 exons. NCBI's taxonomy places the organism in Eukaryota, Metazoa, Chordata, Mammalia, Rodentia, Cricetidae.